This is a messenger RNA of Melanaphis sacchari, 1935 nucleotides long. Its product is annotated as TRAF-type zinc finger domain-containing protein 1-like. Bases 189 to 1880 code for a protein of 563 amino acids. The transcript has 10 exons. Lineage: Eukaryota; Metazoa; Arthropoda; Insecta; Hemiptera; Aphididae. The record is from RefSeq and is a predicted model, not a curated record.
GUAUGUAUAUAACUAUAGGCAAACUGUAUAGUGACUUAACUACUGAAAUGUGAUCUGUGGUAAAAAAAUGCUCGUUUGUAUGUUAUGCGCACUUAAAUAAUUCAUUAUUUCAAUUAAAAUCGAUUAAAUUGUCGUUGAUACAUCUACAGCGAAAUCGGUCGGUAAGACUGAAUUAGGACUACUUCAAAAUGAACCCAGACAUAACCGAAGAAGAUACUAAAUAUUGUUUCAACUGCCGAAGGAAUAUUCCACUUGUUAACCAUGUAAUGCAUACUGCAUACUGUCACCGUAAUUUGAAGCUUUGCACAAAGUGUGAUGAACCAUUCUUAACUUCAGAGUAUGAAGAGCAUCAAAAAACUAUGCAUACGGUUAUUUUAUGUAAUGCUUGUUCUGAAAAACUUGAAGCAAUAGAUUUAGAAUCACAUAGAUUAAACGAUUGUUGUCAUCGUAUGCAAACAUGUAAAUAUUGUGAGAUUGACUUAGAAGCUUUCUCAUUACCUGCACAUACAGAUAUGUGCAGCAGCCGUACAGAACGCUGUAAAAUCUGUGGACAGUUUAUCAUGUUGAAAUAUUUGGCUUUGCAUCAGGAAUCCCAUGAACGCAAAGAAUUACUAAAUACUGCAAAAUCAGUAUUAGAUGAUAGUCCAGCCAGUUUGGCAGCAUAUCCACCAUUAAUAAAAAAAGUGCCAAACAUUGCGGUAACUGCAAGACCAACAACAAGUACUAGCAUGCCCACAUUGAGACUACACGAACCAACUAUGACUAAUCACAGGGUUAUACCACCAGUCAAACGCAACAAUGAUCAACCUCAAAUUAAUACUGACAGCAAUAAUGAUAAUACGCACAAAGAUCCAAAAAAAAAUAUGCCAAUAGUAGAUACACCAAGUGAUCUAGAUGAUGAUGAUGAUGAUGAAUUUCCCAUACUUGGUGCUUAUUCAAUUCCUAAUAACCAUUCUACAAAUAUCAAUAAUCAUUUAACAAAUGAACACAAUAAUUUUUCUGAUACAUUUAAUAGUGUAAAACUACCUUGUGAGUUUUGUCUAGAAAUGAUUGAUUCUGAAAAUCUUGUUUUGCAUGAAACUGGAUGUCGUCCUGAUUUGGCCACAUUUCAUAAUGUUUUGCAAACAAAUAAUAAAAAUACCAACGGCCAGAACGCUAUGUUUCCAAUACUACCUAAUGACUUGGAUACCUCUAGCAGCAGUGGUGAUAGUGAACUUAAUCUGAACACAUUAAGUUUAAGUUCAGAAGAUGAAGACAGUAGUGAAAAAAUUAAUGUUGAAAAAUUGCCUUGCGAAUUUUGUGAAAAAUUAAUAUCCAUUAAGAAGUUGUUAAACCAUCAAUUGAGAUGUGGAAAACUACUAUUGGAUUUACCUGUGGUAAAUAAUCUUGAUAAAGAUAUCUACCCACAACAACCUAUUAAUAUGAAUUCAAAGUUCCCAAAAUCUGUAAACUUACUUGAAACUCAGCGUAAUCUAUUGAAACCAACAUCUGGUAAUAAUGCUCCAGCUAAUCUAUCUAAUAGAACAUUGAUGUUAAGAAACUCUAAUGCCAAUGCUCAAUCUUCGGCAUCAUCAACAUAUGAUUCACAAAUGAGACAGAUGUUACCACGCGUUAAACUAAAUAGACAAAAUCCAAGUAGACCAAACAUACCUAUGGAUUAUCGUUAUGGAAAUAACUCUGCUCGGAACAAUUAUGUACAGUUUAUAUCCAAUUCAAGAUUAAAUCAUUCAGAGCAGACUUCCCCGAUUAAUAAUUCUCAUGUACACCUAAACCCAUCUAGUGGUGCUAUACCAAAACGAACAAAUACAAAGUCAAACAAUAGCAGAAGAGUUAUAAAUGACUUAUCAAAAUUUAAGGAUUCUGAGUCAUCAAGUGACUGAAUGUUAUUUAGUUUUCUUUAUUUUAAUUACUGUUUAUAUUUUUAAGACUACAACU